This is a messenger RNA of Hibiscus syriacus, 1299 nucleotides long. Its product is annotated as thermospermine synthase ACAULIS5-like. The transcript is spliced from 10 exons. The coding region runs from base 80 to 1090 and encodes 336 amino acids. Gene Ontology annotation, biological process: polyamine biosynthetic process. Lineage: Eukaryota; Viridiplantae; Streptophyta; Magnoliopsida; Malvales; Malvaceae. The record is from RefSeq and is a predicted model, not a curated record. Gene Ontology annotation, molecular function: thermospermine synthase activity.
UUGCCACCUUUUGCUCUCUUGUUCUGUUCCAUCUUUGCUUUGUUUCAAGAAAUUGUCUUUUUUGUUUUUUGCUUUUAUAAUGGGUGAGGCUGUUGAGAUUUUUUAUCCAAAUGGUUUCUGCAAUGGGACAACAAAGAAUCCGACGGUUGAUGAGACUCAUCAGCAGUUUGAUUCUUGGUAUGAGGAGACCAUUGAUGAAGAUCUCAAAUGGUCCUUUGCUUUGAAAAGCGUGCUGUAUAAAGGUGCUAGUGAAUAUCAAGAUAUAGCACUUUUGGACACUAAACGUUUUGGCAAGGUGUUGGUGAUUGAUGGGAAAAUGCAAAGUGCUGAAGUUGAUGAGUUUAUCUACCAUGAAUGCUUGAUUCAUCCAGCUCUUUUUUUCCACUCCAAGCCUAAAACUAUGUUUAUAAUGGGAGGAGGAGAAGGUUCUGCUGCUAGGGAAGCACUCAGGCAUAAGUCUAUUGAUGAAGUUGUAAUGUGUGAUAUUGAUGAGGAAGUGGUCAAUUUUUGCCGUCGAUAUCUCACCGUGAAUCGUGAUGCCUUCUGCAACAAGAAGCUUAACCUUGUCAUCAAUGAUGCCAAGGCUGAGCUGGAGAAAAGGACCGAGAAAUUUGAUAUCAUAGUUGGAGAUUUGGCAGAUCCUGUUGAGGGAGGGCCUUGCUAUCAACUUUACACUAAAUCAUUCUAUGAGAAAAUUCUUAAGCCUAAGCUCAAUGAAGAUGGCAUUUUUGUCACUCAGGCUGGUCCAGCUGGAAUUUUCACUCACAAGGAGGUAUUUUCCUCUAUAUAUAACACAAUCAGGCAGGUUUUCAAGUAUGUGUUGGCAUACACAGCUCAUGUGCCAUCUUUUGCUGAUACAUGGGGAUGGGUUAUGGCCUCUGAUCAACCAUUCUCCAUUGGUGCCGAAGAAAUCGAAAAGCGGAUUGCCGAAAGAGUCGAUGGUGAAUUACUCUACUUGAAUGGCUCUUCAUUCCUUUCGUCUGCAACCAUGAACAAGACGGUUUAUCUAUCGCUGUUGAAUGAAACUCAUGUUUACACCGAGGAAAAUGCAAGAUUUAUACCUGGACAUGGAUUGGGAAACCACUUUUGAGAUUGACAGAGCCUUAAUAUGAAGAGAAGUUGUAAAUAAAAGACAGCAUCAAAAAGAACUUUGCUUCAAAGAAAUCAGUCAUCAAUUGUUAAGAAAAUGUUGGUUUUUAAUUUCAAGACAAUUUAUGUGUUUGGAUUUGUGUUGUUUUCACAGAUUUAGUUGCAAUAAAACUAAAUGCAUGAAAGCUUCUUUUUAUCUGCAAAAUCUAA